Physcomitrium patens is the source of this 1284-nucleotide messenger RNA. Its product is annotated as histone acetyltransferase MCC1. Gene Ontology annotation, cellular component: Golgi membrane. Gene Ontology annotation, biological process: N-terminal peptidyl-methionine acetylation. Lineage: Eukaryota; Viridiplantae; Streptophyta; Bryopsida; Funariales; Funariaceae. The record is from RefSeq and is a predicted model, not a curated record. Gene Ontology annotation, molecular function: protein-N-terminal amino-acid acetyltransferase activity; histone acetyltransferase activity.
UAUCGGCGUCGAGGUGUUGUGGGUUGGAGUUUUGGGUUGUGAUAUUUGUUGUGAUAUUCCGAGUGGUGGCUUUGUCGGUACUGGAGUGUAGGCGAUGCUGCUGGCGUGACGUAUUGAUGGACAGCUAUGGAUGGGACUCAGCAGAACAAGAUUCACCCCUUUUGUGACUUCAAUCCACAACUGCUACACCAGAGCGGCAAAGCCCACAUUAAUGCAAACCAAGUAGUUUCCGUGGCAAGUACAUCCUCGGGAUAUUUGGAAAUACCAGACGUUGCAGGAUGCGCGCCGGCGACUGUGCCACCCAGAGUGCUCGUUAUAAAUCACCGUCCAACCAUCCUAUAUCGAAAAAUUCGUCCAUCAGAUUUAGUGGUGUUAAAGGAGAUUCAUGAAGCUUUGUUUCCUAUUAAAUAUGAAGCUGAUUUUUACAUGAAUGCUGUACAUGGACGAGGAAUUAUAUCUUGGGCAGCUGUGGACACAAGCAGGUCAGACCCAUAUUGUGACGAACUUAUUGGGUUUGUCACAUCGCGUGUUAUCUCUCCUUCAGUGGGUGAGGAGCUGGAUAUGCUAGGCUAUGAAAUAUCCAAAUCCGAGAGGUCGCUCAUUUACAUCUUAACCUUGGGUGUCAUCCCGCCAUACAGAAACUCUGGAAUUGCUUCGGCAUUGCUUAGGGAGGUGAUAGAAUACGCCAACCAAAUGGCAUGCAGAUCUCUCUAUCUGCACGUGAUAGCGUAUAAUCGUCCCGCCAUUACGUUCUACCAGAAGAACAUGUUUCAGUGUUUGCGUAGGCUCCAUAAUUUUUAUUUUAUUGAAGGACAACAUCAUGACGCUUAUCUCUACGUCUUCUAUGUGAAUGGAAGCCGCUCCCCGUGCACAACCAUAGAUGGUUUAAAAGCAGUCUAUGCUUAUUUAAGGGGAGGCUUCACGUCACUGAUGGCCAAGCUAUUUUGAGGAUCAUGGACGACAUCCAGAGGAGGUUUUCAUUCAUUUGAGCGAAAUUUGAAUACAAUAUAUUGUUGUGUAUAUUAGUUAUCUGAGAGGAUGAUUGGUAGGGUCAUUUACAUCAGCUACUGGUAUGAACAGGACCUGUAGAGCUAGGACCUACAUGUAUUUAGUUAUCUUUUUUUCUUUCGUGAGACACGAGUUAAGUACAAGAAGAGAGUGUUUCUAGAGCUGCUGGCUUGAAUAUUAUCUUUUUAGUUCAACUCUUUUGUUUCUGGGGACUUUGAGUACUAGCAGAGAUUGGGUGGUUCCAAUUUUAAGAAGUUUUUCACGUGAUUACUCCCU